GAUGACGUCACGGCCGCUAGCUGGAGGGAAGGAGGGAGACCAGAAAGACGCCGCUUUUGUUUCUCCGCGUUAUCCCGGCUUAUCCCGGCGGCAUUAAGUCUUUCUGAAACAAGGAUGUAUCCUGCAGGGAUGUGGCCCGAGGUGUUCCCUGAGCCCCCCACCCAGCCCGGGGCACUCUACCUGGUGCCCGUCUACUCGUACUGCCAGACGUCCUGUGUCUCCUCGCAGAACUUCUUCCUUCAGUCUCCGCCCAGCGACGCUCAGGCUUCGGAGGGGCCGCUAGAGAACUCUGGACAAGUAGGUUCUGAUCAGACCAUCUGCGGUUCGUGUGGCUAUGCGUUAAGCCAGCACGAACAAUCAGCUCACCAAGUUUAUCACGGUGGCAUGAUGUAUUCAAUAUGCCCCACGACACACAGUACAUCUCCCAGCUCGCAAGACGCAACGCACCUUGACCAGAACGGCUGUUCUCUCAGCGACAUAUCAGACGACAGGAUCGCGUCUGCUCUUCAGGGCAGCGUGCAGGAUUCCAAUAGCACUGAUGACACCUUCCAGGGACAAAACGACGUGUCUCGCUCUGGGGAAGGCAGCCUCUCUUCCACGGCCACUAGCAGCUCGGCUCCCGCCGCCGAUGCCAUCCCCAUUACUGCAAAUGCCAUUCCCACCGUCACCGUCUCCAAGGCCCCGGUCGCCGCUUCUCCUCCCGAAAUGGGCCCCGCCACCUCCUCCGACGCCUCCGAUGACAGGUCCGUCGAGACAGACACUCUCUCGCCACAGGGCUGUGGGGACAAUUCCGGUUUCGGGGUUUAUGGGUCGGACGGCUGUUGGUAUCCCAUCAAGAGGCCACAGAAAAGCAACGGCAGUCAAGGAUUCAAUCCCGCUUCCAUUAUAGAAGCCCUGCCGACGCUCCCAGUGGAACACCGAAGUAGCCAUUUCGCUAAAUACGCCGACCCGUUCAUGAGGCCGCCUCCUCCCCCAGGCUACCGCGGGAAACUCCGGAUGCUGCCGCCACCACGCAGACGUAUGCCCUUGUACAAUCAUUUUCAUCGCCUGGACCUUCCAACCGAGACCUUAGGGCGGCCUAUGUUCCUGCAGUCUCGUCGCACCAAAGACCAACCAUGUGUCGAGGACUUGUGGUCAGAGCACAAGAAGCUCUUAUUCCGACAUCUCCCAGACGAAUGGCUGUUGAGGGCCGUCCAUCACGUCUUCAAGAAGCUCAGCGGCUGGACCACGUUCAGCGACUACGCCAAAGUCAGGUUCUACUGCAGGGAAUGCCAGGACGGCUGGACCAGUAUGCACGGCAUGGUGACGUUUUCGUACCAGUGGGACAGGAUCAUGAGGCUCGGCGAAAUCGUCUACCAAAUUUCCGGUCAGAAAUGCGCCUCCUGCAGUCCGGGUCGAUUUGAGUACCCGCUGUGGUAUCCCGAAGAAGCUCAGAAGGUCAUCACUAAUCUGUACUACAAGAUCGCCGCCGACGUCUACGGGCUGCAAACCCCGAAGUACAUCCGCACGAGGCGCCCAGGAACCCCCGUGACUCGCCACAACAUGAAUCUGUGCCAAGGAUGCUCGCUGGGGAGUUGCCGAACUGCGCCUGUGGACAACGCCAUGUAGCUUUGUUAAAGUACGUUUUCGCAGCUGAACUUCCCAAGAAACGGUGCGGUGGAACGCUUAAAAAGGAAGAUUUGUAAUCAGUAUGACUAUGAUUUAGUUAUUAUUUAUAUAUUUUUUGUUUUAUCAUUUUAUUAACAAAACAGAUCAUGUCUGGUUCUUGGUAUUAAUUUAGGACAUGCUGAAAGCGCGACCAGAUGCUUCUUUUUUUUACAGUGGUUUAUUCUGUUUUGACGAAAAUCAGAUCUUAGGCUAAUUGUGUUAUGUAUAUUUGGUUUAUAAAAUGACACGGUUUUGUUUGGAAAAUACAGGAUAUUAUUUGAUUUAUCUGUGAUGUUAAAAGUCGAAGUUAAGCAACUUUUCUGACAAUGCUUAAGUGAUAACUUUUUAACGAAGCAGGACUACUGCUUACAUCGUUAUUUAUAUUCUGAUUAGUUUCACAUUAGUUUGACUCGUCCAUACAAUAUAUGGACACAAUAUAAAUGCAAUAAAUUACAUAUAAUGUCUUUGCUCAUGAAGGCUUUCCAUAUAGUUUUGGAAGAUAUGAAAUUUUAUAGUAGCAUAGUGUUCUGGGAAUGCACUGUAGAAGUCGCUGACAUGUUAAUGUUUUUCAUCACACCACGCGCUUUGCAUUCAUUUAGCCUGCUUUCAGGUUGGGUUAACAGAGCCUGGAAUUGUAACGCACAUUUUUCUGAUUCCGUAGUCAGCACUUUUUCUGAAUUAGAUAUUGUUUAAAUACAACAAGUUAUACUUUUCCGAUGGAAAAUGUCCUUUGAAUCUUUGUUUUUGAGAAAGAAUGGAUUUUGGCUAUUGUUCUGCAUGAGAAUAUGAAAAUUUAUUAUAUAUUUUGAUAAGGAAAUAUUACGAAUGAGAUUUAUAAUAUAUACAUGAAAUGUCCCUAUUAUUAUGUUAGUGUAUUUCCUUUGUAAAAAUAUUAAAGUUAUUCUGGAUUGAUAA
Penaeus chinensis is the source of this 2562-nucleotide messenger RNA. RefSeq lists its product as uncharacterized. Gene Ontology annotation, biological process: protein targeting to membrane; protein insertion into membrane. The record is from RefSeq and is a predicted model, not a curated record. Gene Ontology annotation, molecular function: olfactory receptor binding. Lineage: Eukaryota; Metazoa; Arthropoda; Malacostraca; Decapoda; Penaeidae. The transcript is spliced from 5 exons. The coding region runs from base 115 to 1608 and encodes 497 amino acids.